Molecule: messenger RNA, 4105 nt
Organism: Anopheles coluzzii
Lineage: Eukaryota; Metazoa; Arthropoda; Insecta; Diptera; Culicidae
Gene: fax
Product: failed axon connections
Exons: 6
Coding region: 425-1702 (425 amino acids)
Cellular component (GO): cytoplasm
Source: RefSeq, a predicted model, not a curated record
GCUUGACACAGCCAGCAGCAGCAGCAGCGAGCAGCGAGCAGCGAGCGCGUCUUUGGUCCGCACAAGAAGGCUUGUAGCAAACUCCCACAUUUGCAGAGCAGCAGCAGCAUCAGAAGCAGCUUGGUUCGCUUUACCUGUUCGGAAAAUCUUCCAAUAGUCGAGGAAACACGGGAAACCACACGCAUUUGUUGAAAAAGUGCACGGAAUUGUGUGUGUGUAGAGUGUGUGUUUUGUGUGUAGUUAGUGCUUUAUAGCGAACGAGAGCGUACCCCAAGUGUUGCAAGUGCCAAGUGUGACGAUCACCAAGCAAGAAGUGUGCUCCUCCCCCCCCGCGUCUUUCACGAACUCUUCCGGUAGCAUCCAGAGCGUUAGUUGAAGCGCCUAAACCCAGCAAGCACAAACCUCUAAGCGACUCAAAGCGAAGAUGGCCACCGAAACCGAGAACAAGCCCGUCGUUGCCGGCGAGGAGGAGAAGAAGGUAGAGGCCCCAGCUGUGGAGGCGGCGGCAGCAGCAGCACCGGCCGCAGCAGAUAAGCCAGCGGAGGCUGCGGCGGCGGCGGCAGCGGGCGGCGGUGACACGGCCGCCGAUAAGAAGCCGGAGGAGAAGGCCGACGCUGCGCCGGCCGCCGGCGGCGAGGGUGGCGACGGAGCGACCAGCUCCGAUGCGGCGGCCGCCCCGGCCAAGAAGGAGAAGGAGAUGAAGCCGACCGUCCACAAGGCGAACUUCGAGAAGGACGUGGUGUACCUGUACCAGUUCACCCGCACGCCGAUGCUGCCGUCGAUUUCGCCCUUCUGCCUGAAGGUGGAGACCUGGCUGCGCCUCGCCGGGCUGAAGUAUGAGAACAUCGACCAUAAGCUGAAGCUGCGCUCGAAGAAGGGACAGCUGCCGUUCGUCGAGGUCAAUGGGGAGGAGAUUGCCGACUCGACCAUCAUCAUGCAGGAGCUGGCGACGCGCUACGACAAGGACCUGGACGCCGCCCUGACCCAGGAGCAGCGCAACAUUGCCCACGCGAUGAUUUCGAUGCUGGAGAACCAUCUCGUCUGGGUGGUGCUGUCCUGGCGCAGCAAGAACACGGAACAGAUGCUCAAGGGCUACAAGAUCAACCUGCAGCACGCGCUCGGCAGCCGUCUGCCGAAUGCGCUGCUGAACUUCUUCUUCAAAUUCCAGUUCAGCCGCAAGUGUUUCCAGGGUGCUAAAAAGGUGAAAGCUCAGGGCCUGGGCGUCCACAAGCCGGAGGAAAUCGAGGAGUUCGGUCGCAAGGAUCUGAAGGUGCUGUCCGAGCUGCUGGCCGAUAAGCCAUUCUUCUUCGGUGAUGAACCCACCACGCUCGACUGUGUUGCAUUCUCCGUGUUGGCCCAAAUUCACUUCAUUCUGGACGAGGUUAAGUACGGUCUGAAGGAGUUCAUGCAGGAGAACUGCCCGAACCUGGUGGGACACGUUUCGCGGAUCAAGGAGCGCUGCUUCCCCGACUGGGAGGACAUCUGCACCAAGCUGGAUCUGAACGCGCACAUCCCGAAACCAGAGCCGGAAACCAAGGAAAACAAGGAAGGUGCUGACACGGAAAAGACCGCCGAACAGGACAAGAACGAGUCGGAAAAGGAGCUCGAGAAGGACAACUCGAACGAGAAGUCCGAAAAGAAGGAGGAACCCGAGAAGGUGGUGGAGGAGAAUAAAGAGAAAGAGGAGGCAGCCGCCAAAUAAGGUGGUUAGGGAGCGGUGAAAGCUAGAGAGCGGCCACAUUAAAUAAUGCACAGCAGCAAACAACAGCAACAGCAGCAGCAGCAACAAGAAGCGAGGAAGCACUAUUGCUUUUUUACAACUAUUCUACUGAAACAAGCCGUCAGCUAAAUUAAGAAAUAUAUAUAUAUAGUGUGACGUGCUCCCGUAACAAAAAAAAACAGCAACAAAACAUCCACCAACUUCUCCUAAUCGAAAAAAAAGAAAAGAAAAAUCUCACCGGAGAAGUCGAUACAAUUCCACCUACUCUUUAUGCAAGGAUAUAUUAUUUUGUAGAAACAACAAAACAAAACAAAACAAAAAAACUCUAGAAAGGAAAUUCUUACGAUGGAAGUACACGUACGUGUGCAACCGGCAACCACUAAUCGUAUAGUGGCGAGUGUGAAGGCGGGGGGCUGCGAGUGUUGUGCUGCGGUUAGUUUUGUAACGCGCGCGCAGCAGGAAGAAAAAGCAAAUGGGGAGGGAAAGGGAAUGUUUUGUUUUUCCUUUCGAUUGUUUAUUCGAUAUUAUUUGUGUUUUUCGUCCCUUUUUUAUACAUAUAUAAAAAAGCUAUGAAAGAAACCGCAGAAGCAGAAGGAGGAAACGAUUGUUUUUUGCGUUUAUGAAUAUAGAGUUUUUCCUUCCCUUGUUCUUUUCCUUUCUCCGUUCCAUCGCAUGCGUAUCAAUUUCCACAUUAAUCUUAUAUCCCUUUUCGGUUUCGCCAGCGGCAUAAAGAGAGAAAUGGAAAAAGGGUGAAAUUUAAUUGAUUAUUAUAAUAGAAGAAGAACACAAAAACAAACAGAUCAAACUCAGAAAAUCAGAAGGAAAUGGAUACGAAAGAAGAACAAGAAGAAGACCAAAAGAGGAAAGAACAAACGAAAGGAAAGGAAGCGAAUGUGCCAGCAUGAUGAUGAUAGCCACAGAGAGAAAGGAUAGUAAAACACACAUGCAAGUAGGAAGGUGAAAUAAGAUAAAGAAGAGAUGCGACGGAGUAGGCAAAAAAAUAGAAAGAAGAAGAGGUUUGGAAAAAAAGGAAGAGACACCACACCAGAAGCGAAGUAAAGCGAAUGGGAGGAAGCAGCAGCAGCAGCAGUAACAGUUUGCGAAAUUGGAAAACCCGUAAACGGAAAUGGCCACUGCCGAGUAGUGUUUUGCGUUUCGCGCGAAGGUUGUCUCCUUCCCGCGCAAAAAAAAAAUAUAUAGAAAUUAAUCGUAUUAAGUAAAACGAAAAUUAAAGAAAAACAAAAAAACAAACACACGCUAAAGUGAAGUGAAGAAGAGAGAGAGGGAGAGAGAGUAAGAGUGCAAGAGAUGGAAAUGGAUUGUGUGUGUUUGUGUUAGUAGCUCAGUUGCAUAAAGCAAACGGCAGCAAACACAUCGAAAGUUCUCAAAAAAAAAAACAGCGUUGUUGUGAAAAGCGCAGGAAAGCGGAACGACGGAACGGCGUGCAAGCAACACACAGGAAUAGAUAUGCAUACAAUACUCAAAAACUUUUCAUUUGUGUAAAGAUUUUUUGCAGGCGAUAACAUAAGUGUAGAACUCAAAGGAAGAGCAAAAUACGUAGGUAAUGAAAAAGGACAAACACAGUAACAAACAAAAAAAAAGUCAAAUAAACCUUUCGUCUGUUCAGUAUUUUCGCUGAACAGAAAACGACGAAUGCGACACACGACUCGACGACGAACCCACUCCGGCAGGAGUAUGAUGCGAUAUGAAGAAUCUCGUUUGGUGAUGAUGAUGUUUGCGAGGUGUGUGGUUUGUGUGGUGUGAUUGCCGCUGUUUUGUUCGAACGGAGUUAGUUGAGAAUGAGAGUCGAGCAAAAAGAGAAGGGAAUAUGGAGCGGUAGUGGAGUUGGCUAGCUAGAAACGUGUUUCUACUAUUUGAAUUUUUUUUUUCUCCCCGCGUUUUGGCGCUUUUUAUUUUCCCGCCCUCGAAUGCAGGGGUUGUGGUUGGCUUCGUAUGCUUUCUGCAUGGUUAGAGUUUUUUUCAAUUCGAAAUAACUUUUUCCGGUCCUUACCUUUAAUGCAUCCGCCCUUCUCAUGCGCUUCACCAUUCUCUCCACUCUCUCUCUCACGCGAGCUUUUAGUGUGUAUAACGAGACGCGGAUAUUUAGGGAGAAUGCAGGUACACGAAAAUUAUGUUCCGCGAGCGAGCGAUAUUAGUAAUUUGUAGAAUUGCUCCUUGAUUUUUUUUUAUAUAUAUUUUCUUAUAUAUUUUAUAUUUAUAGAAAUAUUUUUAUUGCAACACACGCACACGCAAACAUUCACACACACAAAACCACAUCAAAAAACGUAAAGGUAAUGUAUAAUAAAAGCGCAAAACUAUUGCCGUUUUCCGAACCUCCCCGUGCGUUUGUCGGACGGUAAUAGUGUAUGACGUACGCAAGUCUGA